CACACGCAGCGCCGAUUUGCCCCGUUCAUUUCCACCUCCCCGCGCGUGUUGCCGCUUUCAUUCCCGCCGCGGCGGCCAAAAUCUUCAUUCGAAUUGAGAAUUGAGACGCGGGAGCGGGAGCGGGGUCCGGAGCUCCCCGAUCUCUGCGCGGAGCGCGGUUGAGAAAUCCCCGCUCGUUCGCUGCCGGAGCCGGUCGCUGUCGACGCCGAAGGUAGAAUUUUCUGUAAACCACAAGAUGGCUCAGGCUGCAAGGCUGAAUCUUAGAAUGCAGAAAGAGAUUAAGCUUCUAUUGGAUGAUCCACCCCAUGGGGUCUCGCUUAAUCUUUCUAAAGAUGAAAAUGUCCUAUCUUCGUUAUCAAGUAUUGAAGCCAGAAUUGAGGGGCCUGAGGGAACGAUAUAUGCUAAGGGAGUUUUCAUUCUGAAGAUACAAAUUCCUGAAAGGUAUCCUUUUCAACCACCCAAUGUGACUUUUGUCACUCCCAUUUAUCAUCCCAAUAUUGACAAUGGAGGACGCAUUUGCCUUGAUAUUCUCAAUUUACCCCCAAAGGGAGCCUGGCAACCAUCACUGAACAUUGCUACUGUUUUGACAAGUAUUGGCUUGCUGCUAAGUGAACCAAACCCUGAUGAUGGCCUUAUGGCUGAAAUAAGUCGAGAAUUCAAAUACAACAGGCAAGUUUUUGACAUAAAUGCUCGGUUAUGGAUUGAGAAGUAUGCUAGUCCUUCUGCUGUUGGUGCUAGCAGUUGGGGUUCUGUAGAUGCUGGUGUCCUGGCACAGAAUGCACAAAUGGAGGACACAGAGAGCCAAGGGUCAUUGCCAAAUGCUUCUAAAAAAGAUUGUGGAGGGAAUCAAAGGAAGAUGCAGUUAUUGGGACAAAAGUUAUUGCUGAAGUCUGAAAGAUCUGAAGAGAAUAUGAAAACUGUCAAGCAAGAUCCAGUUGCUAGCCACUUACCAUCCACGGCCCUAGCCAUCAAUCCUACUGCUUGUUUUUCUGAUGUUUCAGGCAGACAGAAUGACAUUUCAGAAAACAUGUCUGUCAGGACUGCUAGUGGAGUGGUUUCAAAGAAAGAAUGCCAAGGAAAUAAUAAGAACUUGCAGUUACCUGGCCUGGGGCUUUCUGUUAUCUCAGAGUCAGAAGCUCCUAGCAAAAGGAGCGAUGGCAAUGAUAUGUUACCUAAUCAUCUUCCAACAUCACCAUCCGAUGCUAAUGAUCACGCCGUGCAAUCUUCUGAUGACAUUUUAAGGAACAGUUUGCCAUGGAGCAUUGGUGGAUCAUCAGAUAGUUCAUAUAAACCACCAGAAGGAAAUCGAAGGAAUAUCAGGACACUGGGCCUGAAGUUGUCGCUGAAAUCAGUAAAGCCUGAAAAGAAGAAUGAUGAUCGGAAGGAAAAUAUGGCUCCAAAUCACCUGCCUCCACAGCCUGGCUUCAACAAAUUGCAGAAAAGGCCCUUAGAUGUUGUUUCAAGGAACAAAUUCAGCGGAGGUCCUGCACUGGUUCAACAGGAUCCUAUUACGGAACAUCAACAGUCAAACAUUCAGAUGGUAACAAAUGAAGAGUGCAAUCAAGGUCGAAAGAAGCUGUGUUCACUAAGUAGGAGGCUGUCAUUGAGAUCUGAGCUGCUUGGAGCGGACAGUGCCUGUGACAAGGAGUAUAAGCCACCCAAUUGUUCUGUAACCUAUAAGAAGCCCGAUGAACUGCCAUUGCCAGCACCACCAGCACCAAUCCCCAAAGGUGAGGCCGUGGCACCCAAUGAACUGCCAUUGUCAGCUCCAACAGUCCUUGAAAGUCAAGCCAAGACCCACGGCUUUGCUGGUGGACAGAAAGACGCCAGCUCAGGCAAUUCCUCUGUCAAACAAAACGCGGUUGCCGUGGAGAACAUCGUCGUUUCAGACAGUGAAGAGAGCGAGGACGAACGCGAAAGGCCCCCGAGAUCAAGGCUAUCACUCAUGCGGCAACGAUUGGCAGGAAAGCUGAGAACCUAAUGUCACCCUCCCUCGGAGCUCUUGCUCUUUCUAAUGCUGCGUUGUAAAUCCUUGGAAGAAGACGAGUAUUCCGAUAUACUUCUAGUAAGUUAUGUCU
Messenger RNA from Panicum virgatum (switchgrass), 2078 nucleotides. RefSeq lists its product as uncharacterized. Lineage: Eukaryota; Viridiplantae; Streptophyta; Magnoliopsida; Poales; Poaceae. Gene Ontology annotation, cellular component: nucleus. Gene Ontology annotation, molecular function: ubiquitin conjugating enzyme activity. Gene Ontology annotation, biological process: protein polyubiquitination; DNA damage response. The coding region runs from base 236 to 1981 and encodes 581 amino acids. The record is from RefSeq and is a predicted model, not a curated record. The transcript has 7 exons.